AUGUCUUUAUCUGAACGCAUGCAAUGGCAACCUCCAAAGCCCAACUCCACUCUAGAGAACUUUGAAAGGCGGUGUCGCGUUGCGAAAGCACAACCGUUCCUUGAUGAGAAACCAAUGAACGAUACUGCGGCCGCUUGUGCAUGGGAAAAUUUCCGCCGGCCUCUACUGGGGCGUUUCACGCGCCACGGAAGAAUAGGUUUCAUCAAAUUGCUCGGAUACGGGCAAGAUGGAAUCGUUUGGAAAGUCGGCAUUGACAGCCAAACAUAUGCGCUCAAAGUGUUCUGGGACAACCAACCGCCAGAAGGUACACGAUACUGGGCGUUCCAACGGGAAUGCCAAAACGCGUCGCUCCUCGCGAAGAUGCGAUUCGCGAUCGACAAUUCCUCCGACCCUGUCUGGUUGAACCCAAACCCGACAACAUUCCACGAUGCAGCCUCCAAUCUCCACGCGUUCUCCAACGAGGGCCGCAGUCGACAACUGUACCGAAAGCUGCUGGGCGCAGUGGAAUACAGUACCGCACCUCGUCUAAGGGAAUGCUAUGGUUGGACAUCGAUGAGCGGCAAGGAGCUUUGUACAAUGCCUUCAAUCCUGCAUCCUCCCGAAGUAAGAACUGGAGACGAAGUGCGCAAGAUUUCGCCGACUGAAGAGUACCACGCCAUUGUGUACGAAUAUGUGCCUAGCAGAGACGUAGGUCUGGAUGUCGACGUCGUGCAAGCGCAGCUGGAUUUCCUUUGGCUGGGUGGAUGGUGCUUGGUGCCGUUGCAGUCAGCGAAUUGGGGAGGUGUCGGCAUCUUGCUCGAUAUGGGAGAUCCUAUAUGCCUUUGGCAUGCUGGAUGGUUCAAAAGUCGAUACAAGCGAAGCCCAAAGCAAUUCAUCCGUAGCUCAAUAGAUACUACCAGAGAUGCGUGA
Fusarium coffeatum is the source of this 909-nucleotide messenger RNA. RefSeq lists its product as uncharacterized. Lineage: Eukaryota; Fungi; Ascomycota; Sordariomycetes; Hypocreales; Nectriaceae. The transcript has 3 exons. Bases 1 to 909 code for a protein of 302 amino acids. The record is from RefSeq and is a predicted model, not a curated record.